AGACACCUGACUUUGUCGAACAGGUGUAGACAACAUCAGACUGCCUCCUUUUUGCAGGUUGCAAUGAUUCUUGCUUGGAAUUUACUGCUGAACUGGUUAGUGAAAACGUAAUAGAAAUAACGGUGAAUAGAUCAGGGUGGUACAGUACUGAGUAUGAAGGAAAACAGUACAUGUUUCCUUCCAUUGAAUACAAAGAAGCCAUUGUUGACGCCUGUUCCAAGUUAGAUUUUCAUUACCUUCUUCAAGACCCAAUCCCCGAGUCAGUUGAAGAAACACCUGUAAAACUGGUACUUUGCAAGGUUACACGUGUAAGCCAUGUAACCGGUUCUUACUACAAUACCGACUGUAACUAUAUAAUGUAUACGCGGAGAUGUAACGGGACGCUGCAGUUUGACACAAUAUCGACAGACUUAGUGAAACUUUGUCUUGUGGUACCGAGCAGUGUCACGGUGAUUCCAGAAAUAGGCCAUACGACGCAAUACGUUGAUUUAGACGGUAACUCAGCCAUGAUGUUCAUCUCUUUCUUGCAGUACAGAUGUUCCUUUGAAAUGGAUGUUGCUGCUUCAUAUAAAAUAAAAUGGUAUAUCAAUGAUACCUUGGUCGCUGAAAUGGAACCAACAAAUUCGUCCGAAGAUCUUGCUUUAAGAUAUAACGUUACAAAUGAUGUGGAACUUGGCUAUAUGAUAAAAUGUGGAGUUGUAAAAAUGCCGAUGGAAGAAUCUUCUGAAUUACUGAGUUUCAACUUCUUUGCCGGAUGGAAGGUUUCAGAUAAAGGUAUUGAACUAACCAAGGGUGAGUAUGUCAGUGUCGACGUAGAACUGAUCGUCCCGAUUGGCUGCACGUAUACAGUAAAUGAACAAGCACGUUGCAUUAAAGAGUUACUUAUAACAGAUCCAUCCUACACACCGGAUGUAUGCAAAGGUGGAAUACUGGCAAUGAAUGCUGAUGAUCCAAGUAAAGAUAGUCACAAAGUACAGACCUUAAAGCAAGUUACAGAGUGGACAGGAAACAAAAAGGACCGUUUUAAACUUUCAACAUCUGAUGUUAACUACGAUGAUGCAACAGUAUAUAAUUUAGAAGUUAGUCUUACUGAUGGAGCAAGUAUUCGCACCCGGAGGGACGUAGAGUCACAUACAAAGGUAUCUUUUCACUGUGAAAUGUUUCAGAAUAUGAUUGAUAUCUCCUAUCAUGUGAGUUCAUAA
Mercenaria mercenaria is the source of this 1202-nucleotide messenger RNA. RefSeq lists its product as uncharacterized. The record is from RefSeq and is a predicted model, not a curated record. The transcript is spliced from 7 exons. NCBI's taxonomy places the organism in Eukaryota, Metazoa, Mollusca, Bivalvia, Venerida, Veneridae. Bases 171 to 1202 code for a protein of 343 amino acids.